GCCGGCACUGCGCAGCGCUCACACACACACAUACACUCAGUUGCACACAAACACUCUGAGUAUCACGCAUACUCUCUCAUCACACUCCCAAGCUGCUUAACAGGCAGGAAAAACACUGAGUGUGACUGAGUCCGCAGGACAGGACAGGACGGAGAGGACGUGAAGAACGAGCGAAGACCCAACAGGGUUGUUCAUUCCUCUGUCUUUUACCUCAGAGCAACAGUUUAGCUGCUGUCAUCUCCGGAGGUCCAUAGCUUCAGGGAGCUCUUCGCAGACGGCUCCCAUCUCCCAAAAAAAAAAAAAAAAAAAAAAAAAAAAAGAGGAAGGAAAGGCAGCAAGGGCAGAGGCAAGGGCAAUUCUCUCCCGGAGCUUGUCGUGGACGUCCUCCCAAUGUCCUCAUGAAAACGGGCAGAAACCUGCAUGAGGUCUGGGCUAAAAGAUGGCACGGCGGGUAAGGGGGGAAGGCUCCCCGAAAAAGACAUCUCUCAACCUGGUGGCAGGGUUCCACCACUACCUGCGAGAUGAGCAGGAGGCGGUGCAGAAAAGGACGUUCACAAAAUGGAUCAAUUCCCACUUGGCAAAGCAUGUCCCUCCCUUUGAGGUGAAAGACCUGUUUGACGACAUCAAGGAUGGUGUGAUGCUGCUGGCCCUCCUGGAAGUCCUCUCUGGACAAAAGCUGCCAUGUGAGCAGGGCAAGAAGCUAAAGAGGAUUCACUGGCUCGCCAACAUUGGUACAGCCCUCAAGUUCCUGGAGGGUAGAAAAUCUGCCUACAGAGGAUCUCCGAUUAGGUUAGUAAACAUCAACUCUACCGACAUCGUGGACGGACGCCCGUCGAUUGUCCUGGGUUUGGUGUGGACGAUCAUCCUGUAUUUCCAGAUUGAAGAGCUAACCAGCAGUCUACCAGAACUUCAAGCCUUUUCCAGCAGUAAUUCCUCGCUGGACAGCUCCACCAGCAGCACUGACACCACCAGCCCACCUGUCAAACGGAGACCUCUGCCUCCUCUGCAGGGGGGCGCCAGAAAAGCCUUACUCAGAUGGGUUCAGCAGACAGCCACCAAAUGUUUAGGGCUUGAUGUGAAGGACUUUGGCCCCAGCUGGCGCACCGGUUUAGCCUUCUUUGCUGUUAUCCGUGCCCUCCGGCCUGAUCUGGUAGACAUGGAGCGUGUAUGGAGAAGGCCAAAUCGAGAGAAUCUGCAAGAAGCGUUCCUUUUGGCAGAGACCGAGUUGGGCAUUCCACAGCUUCUCGAUCCAGAGGAUGUGGACGUAGACAAGCCCGAUGAGAAAUCUGUGAUGACUUACGUCGCCCAGUUCUUGAAGCAUCAACCCAUCAGAAAGCAGAGCGUCUCAGAAGGACAGCCCGAAGAAGUGCAUGAUCUUGCUCCUCGGGACAUAGAGGAAAUGUUUGAGAGAGAACAGCGAAAGAGCCAGAGGGAACUGAAAAUGUGGCUCGAACAGUUGGAGAAAGAGGCAGUGCACGCUCAGGAGACUGAGGGCAGCCUUGCUCAACAGUACCAGUUGUUCAAAAGCCUGCAAGUUCAGCUGGAGAUGAAGCGGAAGCAGGUGGAGGGAGCUUUGCAGUCCACACAGAGGGACGGGAUACUGACUGUGGAUCAGGCUCUGGUCAAACAGGCCUGGGAAAGGGUCUCCAACAGGCUCCUGGAUUGGCAUCUUGAGCUGGACAGAUCCCUGCCAGCUCCUCUGGGGACAGUCGGGGAAUGGCUACAUGAGGCUGAAGGAGCCCUGCGACAAGAGAUUACUGUCCAGCAGGCUCAUGAUAUCACAGCUAAUACUGUACACAGAGCUCUGGAGCAACACAAGGAUGUGUUGAGGAGCCUGGAGAGUCACCAGCAGAUUUUUCAGAGAAUCCAUAAGGACAGAAGCGUUGACGGCGUUCCUGUCCCACAGGAUCAGCUCCAAGACAUGGCGGAGCGGAUGAACUUUGUUUCUACAUCCUCCAGCGUCCAUUUGGCCAGAAUGGAGUUUCUGGAGAACAAACACCACAUGCAGGCCUUCCUCUCACUGGCCGAGUCCAGGUUGAAAUCCUGGAUCAUCAAAUACGGCCAUCAGGAAUCUGUGGAGCUCAUGCUCAACAACUAUGUUUCAUUUGUGGAGAAGCAUCAUUUCUUUGAAAAUUACGAGGCAUUGUUCCAGUCGCUAAAACAGUCUGCUGAGGCCUACGUCAGUGUGGACAGCUCAGCGGACGAGGGCGAGACGGGAGUGCGCCGGUUUAUGCGGGAAGUGGUGACCCAGUGGAGGAGUCUGUCGAUGGAAGUGCGCAGUGUGAGGAGCAUGCUGGAGGAGGUCCUGUCUAACUGGGAAAGGUACGCAGCCACCGUGGCCUCCUUGCAGGCCUGGCUGGAGGAUGCAGAAGAAGCUCUGAGCCAGCCAGAGACCUUUAAACAGGAGUUUUUCAGGAAUCUCAGCCACUGGAUGGAUCAGCACGCAGCCAUGAACGACGCUGGGAAUUUUCUCAUCGAGACGUGUGAUGAGACCGUGUCGCUCGAUCUCAAGCAGCAGCUUCUUCUGUUAAACGGACGAUGGAGAGACCUUUUCCUCAAAGUCAAACAAUAUGCUCAUUCAGAUGAGUUAGAAAAGUGGAGAAAAGACCACCUAAAGGCCGUGUGGACCCUGAAAGAGCUGCUGGAGACGGCAGAGGCCAAGCUGAACGCUCCUGUUCAGGUGUCCUUCCUCGCCGUUAGAACCUUCCUGCAGGACGUCGAGAGCACUAAGCAAAAGGUCGUUUCCAUGGAGACGCAAUACAAGCUGGCUGCCCGCAGCGCUCAGCUCCUCGCCAAGGAUGCACCCCAGGACGAAGCUACCAGGGUCAUGGCGGCCGUGGCAAAGGCUAAAGCUCAGCUCAGCAAGGUGAGAGAGCGGUGUCCCUCCCUGGUGAGGGAGUGCCACAUCCUGCUUCCGCUGUUGGAGGAGAUGGAGAAACACAUGGCUGGUUUCUAUCAGGCCCUGGAACGGGCGAGUCGGAUCACGGCUGAUGUGAGGGACUCGGAGGCACCUGGCCAACAGAAACACAAGCUGCAGGAUCUGCUGAGCCAGCAGCAAAGUUGCAAACGGUGUCUCUCAGUGAUCGAAAGAAAUCACCACACGCUGCAGAGAGCGCUCGGCAACAGUAAGGUGCUCCGAAACUUCGACACGUCUGUGCUGCAAAAGAGAGUUUCGGAAAUCCAAGCAUCAUCACAGGCUUUGCUUAAGGAGGUCGGGGAAUGGAGGAGGCGGGAGGAGGCCAAUAACUGCCUGAGGAGGAGGUUUGAGGAAUCACGGCAUGAGCUGGAGAGAGUGCUGAAGAAAGCUCAGAGCUGCUUGAAGGAGACCGGAGACGCUGAGGAAUUACUGAGGAAACACACCGAGUUUUUCGGCCAGCUGGACCAGCGGGUGCUCAGUGUGUUCUUGAAAGCCUGCGAUGAGCUGACGGACAUCCUGCCUCAGGAGGAGCAGCAGGGUCUGCAGAGCACUGUUCGUAGACUGCAUAAGCACUGGAAGGACCUUCAGACAGAGGUUCCCUCUCACCUUCUUCGACUAAAAGUGGACGUGGAGAGGAAUCGAGUGGCCUUGAUUCUCCAAGACUGCAGAGCCGAGCUGGAAAGAGAGAUGCAGGCCCUGUCAGGCACCUGCACCAGUGAGCGGGUGAUCAGAGAGCACAGAACAUUCUUCAGGGAGCGCAAACCUCUGAGUUUGUGCGAGAAAAGAAUCAGAAACAUGGAGGACCUGUGUCAUAAGUUGCCAGACAACGACCCGGUUUAUCGAAUGCUCGAUUCCACAAAGACGGCUGUGGAGGAGAUGGCUGAGCAGAUAACGGCCACCCACCUGAAACUGGAGCAACACCCCGACAAAUGGAAAGAGUGGAACGACAGGUUCUGUGAGCUUUCUGAUUGGCUGUCCUCCCAGAGAGGGCAGGUGAGGCUUUUAAGAGAGACAGCAAUGACGUCCCAUCAUCAGGAUCAAGUUGAUGCUGCUGCUCUGACUCUGCAGAAAGCCUUGAUGGCCCGCGAGGAGAGGCUGCUGUGGUUAAAAACUCGCCUCACCAGGCUGUCGGAGGUUAGCCCUGAGCUGGAAGUCCAGAGACAGAGAGCGGCCCUCGCCAAACUUUCAACCGAUCUGCGAGCCCUCUUGUCUUCGCUCUGUCAGUUGGGGGAAGAAGGCUCUGCUAUGUUCCAGUGUGAGGAGCUGAGGGAUGAAGUACACGGCGCGUUGGAGGAGGUUCUGAGGGCCCGGAAGGAGGCCGAGGAGCAGACCAGCAAGAUUCUGAAUGCGGAGAACCUGGAGGAGGCCAAACAGCUUUACCUCAUUCAUCAGCAACACCUGAAAAGGCUGCGCGCUAACAGGAAGGAGGCGGAGCAGCUGGUGACCCACUGCCGCCAGCUGCAGAGAGGGGAGGUAUUGAGUCAGCCUCUGUGUGAGCUGGAGGGAGCUUUCAGCGAGGCCGACCCCAAAUCUGGAACAACGGAGCAAAACCUACAGACAACCCUGAGCUCUUGGCAAAAUUUUGAGAUGGAAAGGGAAGAAAUCUGGAGCUUUAUUACCAACACUAACAACGAACUACACAAGGAACUCAUCUUCAACAGCUUGGAGAGCCUGAGAAGUGAGCUGGAGCACCUCAAGGAGCUUUUCAUAGAUUUUGAGGAGUACUCUGUACGAGCGGAUAUCCUGAUGGAGAAGGCAGAGGAGAUUCAGCUCGGGCCAAAGAAUGAGGGUCUUCUUCUGCAGCAGGCCCUGUCCUCCAGAGAAAUGGUCACACAGCUUCAGAAGGACCUCAAAGAGAAUUUUGACCUUCUUGAGAGGAUGUGUGUGCAGUGGGAGAGCUUCAGCAGAGAAUCAGAGGCCCUCUCCAUGUGGAUCCACGAGAAAGAGUCAGAGCUGGACGCAGUCAGCGCCACAUCCUCCUCAGACCCUUUAGAUGCUCACAUUUACACCCUGGAGACGAUAAGCGAAGGUUUGGAGGACAGAAGGGCAGCGCUGGUCCAGAUGGAGGCUGACAUUGAGACGCUGUCCAGGUUUGUGACCCCUGGAGAAGCCAGGCACAUCCGUGUCCAGCUCCUGCAGACGAGGCGACGCUGUGACGAGCUGACGGGGAGGACAGAGCGGCUUGGCACACAGCUCAACCAGAGCGCCUCCUACAGGCAGAGAUGCAACGAUAACCUCAAACAGGUAAAGAAAACAGUGGGAGAUCUGAAAGAAAGACUGGAUGGUCCAAUCACGUGUGCAUCGUCGUCUGACGCCUACAGAAUCCUCCAGGAUCACAUGGAGGUCUGCCAGGGUUUGGAGCUGCUGAAACCCCGGCUGAUGGCGCUGUGUUCGGCCACAAAGAGGCUCGGAGAGGGCAGCCAGCUGGAGCAGGAGGUGGCUGCCCUCCAAAAGCAACAGCAUCAGUUAAAUGAAGAGGCUGCAGGAAAGCAGUCCAUGCUGGAGAGCCUUCUAGCUCUGUGGCAAAGAUACGAAAAAGAGAUUGCGUCCCUGAAGACCUGGCUGGACAGAUGUGAAUCCGUGUGCUGCCCAGAAACCGAAUUACUCUCUGCAGAUAAAGUAAAACUUGCGAACGAACUCCAAAAUGUGCAGGAAAUGCAGCGGGAGACGCCGUCCUAUGAAGCACUCCUCCGGGGUCUUGAAAGUCUCCAGCUGUGUCUGUACCCUGCAGCGGAUGAAGCUCGAAUCCAGGAGCUCAACGAUGACCUCGCUCGGCUUCAGGAGAGAUGCUCCUCUCUGAACAUGAGUAUAUCACACAGGAGUAAGCAGCUGGAGCUGCACUUGGAUCAGUUGGAGCAGUUUGAUCAGGCUCUUAUGACGGUGGCACAGAGGAGUGAAAGCUUCCUGUCUGGACUGAGAAGCUCCGCCUAUGUUCAUAUUUUAGAUCUUGCGGCUGCAAUCACUAAAGUGAAGGAGCAUGAGGCACAGCUGCAGGAAAACGUAUCGCUGACCGACGCCCUGACUCAAAAAGAGUCCUCCCUGCUCCAGCGCUCCACCCCAGAGGCCGAACAGCAGCUCCAAGCCUGGACAGAGGACUGUUUGCAGCCCUUCAACGAGUCCCGCCGUCUUUUACUUGUCCGCAAGGAGUGCCUGAACGAACUAAAGACGUUCCUUGCGAAACGCGAGGCGGCGUCGAAGACUUUGCGCCACCUUAACGAGGCGGUGGAGGGCAGGGGGAGCUGGGACCACUCCAAGGCCGAAGCCCUGCACCGCUGCGUCGUGGAAGCCGCUAAAGACGUGGCGCGCCUCGAGGCGGAGGCAGUCGGGUUGGACGGGCUGCUGAGCAAGGCCCACCUGCACCUGUUCGGCGCAAAAGCGAGCGCAUCCAAAAACGUCGGCGAGCCUCAGCUCAGGACAUCCUGCAGGGAACUGGCCGAGGGCCUCACCGUGGUGCUGGAGGAGGUGCAGAGGGCUCUCGGAUGGAGGCAGAGUGAAGCAGACGCUCUGGGGUCCUUGUGGUGCUCUUUCAGAGAGAGAAAAGAAGAGGUGAUGAAGAAUUUGAAGAAAUUGGAAGACGAUGCAAGACGGGAGGAGGCCAGAGAGUGCUCUGUGCAAGCCUUUCAGAACAGGCUGCGUUACUUUGUCCAGCUGGAGGAUGAGUUGCAGUCCCUGCAGCACUCCCAGCGAUGGUUGGAGGAGAAAGGGAACCAGCUGGCCCAACGAGACACCGAGCUGGCAGCCGACGCCCGCAGAGAGGUGGCGCUGGUGAAGGCGGCCUGGAAAAAUCUGGAGACAAUAAUAACAAAUAGUCAGGAGCAGAGCGGGGUUGUGGUCGACCUUCUGCGGUUGUUGCUCCAUCUGAAGUCCAACAUCAACUCUGUUGUGGAAAACGCUCAGGCUGUUGCUCACAAUCUGCCUGACCACAACCAUAAUGCUCAGGAGGCCAGACAUGUUUUGACACAACAUGAAGCCGUCAGAGCGGAGCUAAAAGAGAAACAAGAGGACAUGGACCACCUCAUCUCCACAGUGGAGGAACUGCAGAGGGAGAUGGAGAAGGUUCCCAACUCGGACAUGUUUUCUGUCCUGAAUGAAAUGGAAGCUCUCGGGGACCAGUGGCUGCUGAUCUCAGAAAAAAUUCAGACAAAUUCAGAGAGACUUGGUUCCUGCGUAGAACUUUGGGAUGACUUGAAGGCCAUGGAGCAGGACAUCAACCAGUGGACGGCCGAGUCCAUCCCCGAUCUCUGUGACACGGUAGCCAGGCUCAGUGACAAAUCGGUGGCAGAGGCCUGUCUUAGCAGCUUUCAGGCUGAGGUGGAAAAGAGGGAGCAGAGGUUGGACAUCCUGCAGGAGAGGGUGGCACAGCUGAAGGAACGAGCCAAACUGCAGGAGACGCCGAUACAAAUGCAGGUUCUAGAGUCGGAUCUGAGGAAGAAAAUGUUCCACGCGCUGGAGGCGUACAACCAGGCCAAACACACUCUGACCUACUUCGACUUCCAGAAGCAGCGACUCGACGACCUGAUGUCCCAGAUGACAGAGCGGCUGGAGGCCGUGGAAGGGUCCUUGUCGGACCUCACCGAAGCCGGUUCCCUCGAAGAUAUUUGCACAGUUAAGGACCUGCAGAGUGUUGUGCAGCAGCAGAGGGCAGACAUGGACAUGGCUAGAGAUGCCCUGACUUCCCUGAGCAGAACACAUCCAUCUCGUGAGCUUUCAGUCCUCUCCUCCGAUCUCACCACCAUUGCCAAGCGAACAGAGGUGGUCGCCCAGCGCUGCGCCAAAACCAGAGGCAGCCUGCAGGAUGGGUUACAGCUCCACUUCAACGAGCUCGUCCAAGACUUUAAGUCCUGGCUCGCAGACCUGAAGUUGGAGCUGAAAGACUGUUUUAAUCAAUCGGGAGAUGUCGUCCUCCUUCAAGCCAAGUUGCAAAGACUGAAGAUCUCACUUGAGGAGAAGUCAGAAGGUGAGGACCGUCUCUCUCAGAUUCACAAAGAGGCCGGCAAGCUCCAGCUCCACCUCAGCAAAGUCGGAGCGGCACAGGUCCAUGAAAGUCUUUCCUCCUGUCAGAAAGAAUGGAAAAUCUAUCAGGACGGCUGCUUUCAGAGCCUGGAAGACUUGCAAGACAGCAUUGACCUUUUGAAAAAUUUUGAUGAUUGUGUGGCGAAUACAAGAGAGUGGCUGAAGAAGAUGGAUGUAGGCCUAAAGAGUGAGCCUGACACUGUGACAGAGAGCCAGAAAGGAGCCUCAGAUCCCACAGAAGAGCUUCAGAGAAUUGAGAACUUAAAUAAAGAACUAAUAGCACAAAGGGAGUCUAUUGAGCGUGUCUCACAGGAGGCCCAGGCUCUCUCUGAAUCCGGUCGGGGUUCGGGAGAAGAGGUCAAAGUGACGGGCCAGCUCCAGAUGGAGUAUCAAGCCCUCCUGAAGGCAGCCAGGGAGAGGCUGCGGGGCUGCCAGGAGAGCCGGGCCUUUGGAGACGCUCUCCAGGGGGUUUGGGUCUGGCUGGAGGAGAUCCAAGAGAGACUGGGUACUGUAGACAGCACGAUUGGAACAAAAGAGCAGCUAGAGCAGAGACUGGAGACUGUGCAGGACAUCCUGCUUUUGAAGGGAGAAGGGGAGGUGAAGCUGAAUAUGGUGAUGGGCAAGGCUGAGCUCGCCCUGCGUAGCUACGGAGCUAGUGGACAGGAAGUGGUCCGCUCUCAGCUGCAGGAGGUGGAGGAUGCAUGGGCCACGCUGCUGGUUACUGCAAUGAGCUGCCACAGUCGAUUAGAGUGGACGGUGUCUCAGUGGGGGGGAUACCUAGAGAGUGCUGCUCAGCUGCAAAGUUGGAUGGAGGCUGUCAAGAGGGAGGUGUGCGCCCCACUUCCACCACAGCCGGGACCCAGAGAGAAGGCCUCUCAGCUGGAGAGACUCAGGGCCCUGAUGGCUGACCUGGAGGACCACCAGAUGGCGCUCUCUAGUCUGGAAGAAAAAGCCAGAGAGCUUUUCAAGAAGACUGGCGAUGCCAGCUUUAACCAUGGUGCUCGCACUCAGCUACAGGUGCAGUGCGAUCAUCUCACGGCUCUGGUUGAGGAGAGAGUUCGUCUGGCUCAGGCGGUGGUGUUGGAGCACCAGGACUAUCUGGAGGCUGUUCGUGAGCUCACUGAUUGGCUGAUGUCGGCAGGGGAGGAGCUUCAGCGUUGGUCUGAUACAUCAGGAGACUCCACUUCCAUCAGGAAAAAACUAUUGGAAGUUAAGGAGCGUGUAAAGUGUCGACUCCUGGAGGGCCGAGAGCGCCUCAGCCGGGUCCGACGCAGCGCGGCGACCACAGCGGAGCACACGGCGGCAGGCGGCUGCGAGGCCAUGGACCGACAGCUGGGGGCACUGUCACACGCCCUGGAGCAGUGGGAGGGGGCCGCUCUGAGGGCCAGAGACGGCCUGGAGGGGGCCCUGGCCGCUGCAGAAGCUUCGGAGGAGGAGUAUGACCAUCUAACCGCCUGCCUGGAGGAGAGGCUGAAGGAGUUCGACGGACACCUGAGGGGAUGGAGCCAGGAGCUGGUUAAAGCUGAGGGACGGAGUAGCGGCGAAGAUGCGGUGGAUGGAUGGAAGCUGGCUAAGGAUAUUCUGGAGGGCUUGCAGAGCGCCGAGUCGAUGGCAGAGAAGUUGAAAAGCCAGCUGAACGACCUGGUGCGCUACUCCAGGGACCUGAGCUCGCAGUCAGACCGAGUCACAGCGAUCAUCAAGCAGCACAACAGUCUCAGUCUUCGUGCAUCCAGGGAGUGUCAAAAUAAGGAGCGCCUGUUGGAGCAGAGGUUCCGCGCGGCGCUGAGAGACUUCCAACAGUGGCUGGUCAAUGCCAAAAUCAGUACCGCCAAAUGCUUUGAUGUGCCGCAGACUGUCACCGAGGUCUCCACCGCUUUGCAGAGAAUCCAAGAGUUCUUGAGUGACAGGGAGAACGGCCAGGCCAGACUGAGUACAGUAGGAGCCAGCGGGGAGCUCCUGAUGGCCGUCGUGUCCAAAGAUAGAGUGGAUGGACUCAAGGCCAAGGUGGCAAAUGCCCGGGAGGACUGGAAGAGCCUGAUGCAUAACCUGCAAAUGAGGGAAGAUGCUCUCAAGAACCUACAGUCCCAGAUGACAGAGUUUGAAGCCAGUGCUGAGCCCCUGCAGGACUGGCUCAACGGCACCGAGUCCAGAGUCCAGGAGAGCAGCGCCCGGCUGCACGACCUUCCAACCAAGAAGCAGGAGCUCAGCAAACUGCAGUCCGUGCUGGAGGAGAUGGCCAGUCGAGAGGUAGAGCUGGGCAAGCUGAGGGAUAAAGCUCAUCAUCUCUGGGAGGGACAAGCGGCGGGCAAGGGGUUCGUCCACAGAGUAUCUCAGCUGUCAGCGCAGUACCUAUCCCUCAGCAACCUAACCAAGGAUAAAGCCUCAAGGAUCGAGCGCAUCGUCGGGGAGCACCAGCUCUUCUCCCAGGGGCUUAAAGAGCUUCAGGACUGGGUGUGUGAGGCACAGAGGGUCAUAGGCACGUGCACGUCCACGACUACAGACAAGGGUGUACUGGAGGACCGCAUGUUACAGCUGGAGGCAUUACUUGCGGCCCGUCAGGAGCGGGAAAUCCAGCUAAAAAUGCUCUUGACCCGGGGAGAGGCGGUCCAGAGGAAUACUUCGGCUGAGGGGGUUCCUGUGAUCCGCAAACAGAUCCAAGACCUCAAGGACUCGUGGGACUUGUUGCUUUCUGCCUCAAUCCAGUGUAAAAGCCAGCUGGAAGGCUCUCUGUCACAGUGGACCAGCUACCAGGAAGACGUGGAGCAGUUUGUGCAGUGGAUGGAUCGAGUGGAAGAAACCCUGAGCUGCUCGGACAGACAGUACUCAGAGAUGAGAGACAAGACUGCUAACCUGGGAAAGACGAAGCUUCUCUACGAGGAGGUUUUGAGUCAUAGCAGUCCUCUGGAGACCAUCGCCACAAAGGGCUCCAACAUGGCAGAACAUUGUACAACCCAGCAGGAGGUGCAACAGCUGCAGUGUAGAUACAACGCCCUGAAAGAAAAAGCUAAGAAUGCUGUUACUAAAGCCAAGGAGCUGGUCAUGGUCCAUCAGGAAUAUCAACGAGGACUGCAUGUGUUCGAGGACUGGCUGGAGCGGGAGCAGGCAUCUCUGGCGUUGUUGUCUCAUCCGGAAGGAAACGUGGACACGCUUGAAAAAACACUGCAGCAGCUACAGAGCCUGCAGGAAAGCUGCUCAAAGGGCCAGUCUUUGCUCGCUUCGGUGCUGUCCAGCAGAGACAGAGUUAUCCCCUGGGGCGUCCCUCAGAUCGAGGACCGAGCCCUGGACACCGCCAGACGAGAGUGGGCCUCCUACCAGAGCCGCCUGGAGGAGACUCAGGCCCAGCUGCACUCCACGCUGACUAGACUGAGGCAGAUGGGUCACAGGUUCCUGAACCUGGCCCAGUGGCUGGAGGACACUGAGAAGAUGGCUAACAUCAGGAGCCACCGGAGGUCGGACAGAAACACCAAGCAGAGCCAGCUUAAGAAACUCCAGGGGAACCUUGAGGCGGUGCUUGCACGGCAGGCAGAGGUCGAUGGCCUCUCGUCUCUGGCCCAGCAGGUUCUGGAGGAAACCUACAUCAGCAGUCGCAUCAGUGUUACCGCCACCCAGCUGACCGCCCGCUACCACUCCCUUCUGCUCAGCAUCCAGGAUACAAUCAAGCAGCUCCAGGAGGAGCUGAGGAGCAUGGAAGAGGCAGAGAACCUCUGCAUGUCAUUCAGCGAGUGGUUCUCCUCGACUCAGAAAAGCUUCACAACGCUCACCGAUCGCUCCGAACCGCUGGACCGGCAGGUCAUGGAGAGAAAGAUGAAGAAAUUAGAGAGCCUUCAGUCUGAUCUUCAGCAUGGCCACAAUCUCCUGAAAUCCCUGAGGGAGCGUGCGGAGCAGGCGGCAGGCUUCCUGGACGAGGCUGGAGCGGAAAGUUUAGGAGCAGAAGUAGAAGCGCGUCUCGCCCAGCUGGAAGAGCUCGCCGGGGGACUGAGGCAAGAGCGCAGCUUCCUGGAGCGAGCGUUACUGCUCGCGAAGGAGUUUCAGGACCGGUACAAGGCUCAGGUCCAGUGGCUGGUAGAGACCAGGGCUUUGCUCAGCUCGCCGGUGGAGCCCAAGGCUGAACUGUACCAGCGCAGAGCGCAGUUGGCAAAGUAUAAGGCUCUCCUACAGAUGAUUCAGUCCCACGAUGGGUCCAUCAGGUCCGUGAUGGAGAAGGGAGACGCGCUACUGGCUUCUGUCCACUACCCCUCCAUCAGAGACAAGAUGCACAGAGUGCAAAAGGACUACGCUGCUCUCUGCAGCGCCGCAACGGCUCACGUGGAGAACCUGGAAGGCCAGGUGAAGGAACAGGAAGCUUACCACAACGAGCUGCAGGAGGUGGAGCGCUGGCUGCUGCAGAUGUCCAGCAGGAUGGUGACUCCGGAUCCGAGCGUGAGCGUCAGCCUGGAGGCAGCAACUCAGCAGCUGGCCAGGCACAAGGCCAUCAUGGAGGAGAUUGCGGGUUUUGAGGAACGCCUGACGGCUCUGAAAGAGCAAGGCGAGGGUCUGGUGCAGGGCUGCAGUGACCGCGUGCAGAGCCGACUGAGAACGCAGGUCCAGACUCACCAGCAAGGCAUCCGAGACAGCUACUCUGCCAUCUGCAGCACGGCACAGAGGGUAUACCAGAGUCUGGAUCACGAGCUGCAGAGACAUGUUAGUGUGCAGGACACGCUGCAGCAGUGCCAGACGUGGCUAAGCUCUGUUUCCGAAAAACUAGACCAAAAUCCACAGCCAUCUCGCUGCCUUGAGGAAGCUCUCCAGCAGGUGAAGCAGGAGCGUGCUCUCCAGGAGCAGGCGAGCACAUACCUCCAGCUGGUGUGUUCGGCUUGUGAUCUCUCAGAGCAGAGGGUCAGGGAGGCUGCUGCAGCCGUCCAACAGAUUAAACUGCAGAUCGAGGAGCGCAUGCUUCUUUGUGAAGAGAUGGCAGACAACUGGAGGGACAUGGAGGAACAGAAGAUGGAUUUAGAAACACAGCUUAGAGAGACAGAACAGCAGCUUCAGAGCCUGAUCAGGAGACCUGCAGAGCUGGAACCUAAGAUUGCACAAAACCAGCUGGACAAGGCACAGGAGUUCCUGCAGCAGAUUAGAGAGAGACAAUCUGAGGCGGCUCGUUUGAGCGAAGCCAUCGGCAGGCUGACGGACGGACAGGUCUCUCCUGCCCUGGAGGAGAUAAGGAGGCUGAAGAGAGGCUGGAUAGAGCUGGGCCAGCAGGCCGAGGAGCUGGAAGCCCAGCGGGGGGAGGACAUGCAGCGAAGUGGGGAGUACCAGGAGAGCGUUGUUGCUGUGGAAGAACUCUUCCAUCAAGUAUCCAGAGAGUGGGACUACCUCGCCAGGGCUGACACGGAGAGUACAAGUGAGCACCUUGAAGCUCUGAGGAAACUUGCCAGUGACCUAGAUGAGCAGAAAGAAACCCUUGAAGAACUCAGAGACCAGAGGCAAGCUAUCCUGCCUCGACUAAGCCUGCUAGACAAGGAGCUGGUCAAGCAGCAGGUGGAUCAUCUGGAGCAUCGCUGGGCCCAGCUGGAGAGCCUCAUUCUGCAGAAAAUCCAGGACUCGGCUCAAACUCUGGAGGAUCUGACCCGGGUAGAGGCCCAGCUGCGCGACGCCAGGGAGUGGGUGGAGGAGCAGCGGCCUGCCCUCACCUCUGCGCUGAGAACCAGCCCGCCCCCGGAUCUGGCGCAGAGUUUCCUGUUUGACCACCUGAGCGUCUGCGUGGAGCUGGAGGCCCGGCAGCAGCUGCUCGGUCAGGCGGUGAGCGAAGCGCAGGCUGUGGCCUCCAGGCUCGGGUUGAGCGAGAAAAGAUGCUUACAGGAACUCGUCAGGCACGCCGAGAUGGAGGUGGAAGUCCUCGGUGCUCGGGUCGCGCAAAGGAGGAAGUACCUCAGUAAGGCCUUCACAGAGAGAACGCAGUUCCUCCAGGGAGUGGGGAGAGCCUUGUCUUGGGUAAAGCAGCAGGAAAGGAAGGCUUUGAUAGAAGACCACGUCGCUCUCCUUCCUGAGGAUUUGACCAAACAGGUGGCGGCGUGCCGGAGCGUCCAGAGCGGCUUACGAGCGUACCAGAGAGAACUGGCGUCCCUCUGGGUUCAAGGGCGAGAGCUGGAGAGAGACGCCAGCGACAAAGAAAGAGCAGAAACACUGGCGAGACUAGAGGAGCUACAGUCGGCCUUUGAGACCGCCCUGCAGAGGACCACCCAGCGUCUGGCAGGCUUAGAAAAAGCCUUGACUUCAAGGAAGUACUUCCAGGUGGACCUGGACAAGACCUGCCACUGGCUGAGACAAGCCGAGGCCUUAACGUACCCCGAAAUCAACUUCAGCAGCGUCGACGAGGGCUCCGAUUUGCUAGCACACCUCUCUAACUAUCAAAGUGUCUUGGAGCAGGCGUCUGAGUACGAGAACCUCCUUCUCAUCGUCCAAAGAAUCGGUCAGGAGAUCCUCCCCACGCUCAACGAGGUCGACCACUGCUACCUGGAUGAGCGGCUCAACGCGCUGCCUCAGCAGUACAACGCCAUCCUUGCUCUCGCCAAAGAGAAGAAGGACAGAGUCCAGCAGAUCGUCCAGGAGAGAAAAGAGUUCAGCGCUUUCCUCGAGAUCACCCGCGGCGCACUGGAGGAGCUGCAACAGCAAUUUGACAAUCUUGAGACGCGGACGAUCAACGAAAAAGAGCAGGACGGUGUCAGUCUGAUGAAAUUAUAUGAGAGUAUUGCUGAAAGGUUGGUUCAUAUCCGUCCUUCCGUCGGAGAACUUUGUGGGAAAACCCAGGGCUUUUUAAUGAGGGGCUGUCAAUAUAAAGGCGAGGAGACUCAGCAGCUGGUCCUGCUCCAAAGCACACUGAAGAGAAGAAGUGACCAGAAGAUCAAACGCUUAGAAGAUUGCUUGAAGAAAGUUGCUGAACACAACAGCGUGGUGUCCAAACUAGACACAGAGCUCAGCUCUGUUAAACAGGGGCUGAUCAGAGUAAAGUCAAACAAAGAAUAUAGCGCUUUAGAUAAAUUAGCAAAUCUUUAUCUGCUACUGGGCAGCUUAGAUGGCAUGAGAGCUCAGGUAGAAGAAAGCUAUAAGCUCACAAAAAGUCUGGAUCUAAGGUUUGAUGCUGCUACCUUCCAGGAAACUAAACUGCAGCUCGAGCUGUCGCGGUCUUUACAGAGCGAAAUUAAAUCUUUGGUUGAAGAAUGUGAAAGAGGAGUGGAAAAGAAAGAGGACUUCACCAGAGAGGCUGAGAGGGUGUCGGACUGGCUGAAGACUGUCGAGGAGAAGCUGAAGGAGCCUUUGAUCAUCUCCGAGUUUAAAGCCGAGAGGAUAAAUGAAGAGAAGCAGAAACUUAAAAUCACCCAGGAGGAAGCGAGGAGCAGGCUGAAGGUGGUUGAUGUGUUGAGCGUGAGAGAAAGGCAAAGGCACGAGAGUAAGAGAGAAGCUGUUCCUGCCAAGAUGGAGGAAAAAGUAGAGGAGCUGGAGAAGCUGGGAGCCAAGGUUCAACAAGACAUAUGUGCAAAACAGCUGGCACUGGAUCAAAAUCUCUCUCUGGUCCAGAGGCACCACUUAUCUCUGCGGUCCAUGCAGCAAUGGCUGGACAAAGCUGCGACUUUAAUCCAUGAGACCAGAUCGGGUGUGGAGAUUGAGAACCACCAAGACUGUAUGCAAGAUCUGGAAGAACUUUUAGCCCAGGAGAAGAACUUCACGACUUCUUCUGAGGAGAUAAGGACCCUGGAUGCUCUGCUGGUUGAUUUUGUGGAGGCGGGAGAAUUGAAAGAGAUCAGGAAGAAGACUGAGUCAAUGCAGCAGAUGAAGAAAGAAGUCGAAGAGCAAGUGUGUGCUUACAGAGAAGUGCUGCAGAGGUGUCGUGCCUUAUGGAGCUCCUUUCAUCAUGCAAAACAGAUGCUGGUUGAACGGAUGGACGAUUUGGAAAGCAGGAUGUCUAAGUUCACCACAGCAAAAGCUCUCGGUCUCCAAGAGGCAGAGGACAAGUGUAGAAGACAAGAGUCUGUUGUGACUCAGACCGACUUGCUGGAGCUGCCUCUGAACGCUUUGAAGGAGAGCGCUGCGGAGCUGGAUCCAGUCAUCUCUGAAUCCGGCAGAGUUCUCACCAGUCACGCCGUGUCGUCGCUGUGGCAACGGUGGACACGUCUCCGCAGCGUGGUCCGAGCCCAGCAGAGGGCGCUGGAGGACACCGCCAGGGAGUGGAGGAAUUUCGCCGAAAAGAUGGAGAAGGUGAGCUCCGUGUCCAAAGACCUCCACAGUCGUGUGCCAGACAGCACCGUUGAAAAGGCAGCCACCAGGGCGGCGCUGCAGAGCCUGCUGGAAUACCACGACUCCUUCAGCCAGGAGGUGGAGCGGGAGCAGUCCACCCUGGCCCUGUUGGUGCAGCAAACCCGCUGUCUUAGAGGAGAGGCCGAGAAGGAGGCGGCGAUGGAGAAGAAGACGGAGAAUGGACAUGAAGACACGCCGUGCCUGCAGAAGAUCCGACGCAUGCAGGAACAAUAUGACGGCUUGUUGUUGCAGGUGCGAGCCAGUAGGGCUCAGGUACACCAGGAGCUGAGGGAGAGAGAAGAGGUAGAAAAGGAGCUUGGCUUAGUCAAGGGAUGGAUCCAAGACACCCGGGGCUUAUUGUUGAGUCCCACUGCGGACUUAGACUCGCUUCUACAUGAGCUGGAGGCUGCACAUGGUGAGGUCAUCAGCAGGCGUCAAAGUGUUGAGCGCAUGACGGAGCUGCAGCAGUCCAAGUAUCAGGACCUUCAAGCCGGUCUGCCGUCUGAGCUCAGCAUGCAGCUAGCUGAGGUUGCUCUUGCCCUGGGCUCUGCUGAAGACCAGGUUCAGGCGAGGGAGCGGGAGGUGCAGCAGACCCGGGAUGUGAAAGAGGACUUCAGCUACAGACUUCUGGACAUUGAGACAAAGCUGAAGACCAUCGCCGUAAAGCUAGAAGAAAAGAGCGCCGACCUGGAGGAGGCCAAGGAAGAGACCAAAGCUCUGUGUGAAGAGUGUGAAUCAUGUGGUAGCUCUCUGGCGGAGUUAGGAGUAGCUGUUCAGGAGUUUGGAGAGCAGAACCCACUGCUUUGUAAGCAGCUCAGUGAUGCAGUGGUGAAACUUGCAGAGCUCCAGCGACAAACUGCACAGCAGGCUCAGGACAAAGUCAACAGACUCAAGAAGGCAGAGAGACUUGUAGAAGAAUAUCACAGCAUGAAGGCUUUCAUUGUGGCCUGGAUAGAAAAAGCAGAGGAUCUGGUCUCUGGUAACAUCAUCUGGAGCUCUGCGACCCAACUGCAGGAGCAAAUCCGUGCACACCAGGCGUUGCUGAGGGAGUGUCGCGGUCUCCAUGGCGACUUGGAGGCCAUGGGGGAGAGGGAGGGGCAGCUGGCAGACGUGUUGCAGCUGGAGGGAUGGAGCCAGCAGGUGAAACACCUCAGCAGACGUACGGAGGAGCUGCAGCAGUCCGCCAAGACCCGCUUCCAGAGUCUACAGGAUGCAGCUAAAGACAUGCAGCGUCUCGAGGCGGAGGUGAAGAGCCUGCAUGCUGUCGUCGAUCAGAUCCAGGUCGCGCUCGCUUCUCCUGAUCUCAACAAGCUCAGCCUCAGGGAGCAGCUCACGCAGCGACAGCUUCUCCUGGUGGAUAUGGAGAGCUUCAAGCAGCAAGUGGCUUCAGUGCAGCAGUGUCAGAGCGCCCUCCGGCUACCUGAGGAGGUAGUGGCAGGUCUGCCUAUCUGCCGCACAGCUCAGUCUCUGCAGCAAGAGGCCAGCCAGCUGCAGCAUACCACCAUCCAGCAGUGCAACAUCCUGCAGGAGGCGGUGGUUCAGUACGAGCAGUAUGAACUGGAAGUAAGGAACCUCCAGAGUUUAAUCGAGGAUGCUCACCGCAUCAUUCAGGACAGGCCUGUUGCCACCACCAACAUCCAGGAGCUUCAGGCUCAGAUUCAACACCAUGAGGAGCUGACCCAAAAGAUCCGCGGCUACCAGGAGCAGAUCGCCUCGCUCCACUCCAAGUGCAAGAUGCUGACCGUGAAGGCCAAGCACGCCACCAUGCUCCUGACCGUCACCGACGUGGAGGGGCUGUCAGACGGCAUGGAGGAGCUGAGCGAUGAGGAGCUGGCCGGCGUCGUGGGAAACACCGGCUCAGCUGCCAGCAAGCAGCUCCCAGCCCACCCCUCUGUCGUUAUGAUGACAGCCGGGCGCUGCCACACGCUCCUCUCCCCCGUGACAGAGGAGUCAGGGGAGGAGGGCACCAACAGCGAGGUCUCCUCUCCCCCUGCCUGCCGCUCCCCCUCUCCGGGGGCUAACGCUGCUGAAAUUCCUCUUAACCAGGGUCGGGGCGCCCUCAGCAGAGCGCCGCUUCAGGAGCUGUACGACCCGUCGAUGGAGACGAGCGCUGCUAACUUGGACGACCUGCAGAGAUCCUGGGAGACACUGAAGAACGUGAUAAGCGAGAAGCAGAAGAGCCUGUACGAAGCCCUGGAGAGGCAGCAACACUAUCAGGAAUCCCUCCAGUCCAUUUCCACCAAGAUGGAGUCCAUCGAGGGGGCGCUGAACGAGAGCCUGGAACCUAACAAGACCCCCGAGAGCCAAAUGGCAGCCCACCAGGCUCUCAUGGAUGAGAUCCUGAUGCUGCAGGAUGAGAUCGGCGAGCUGCAGGCCUGCUUCGCCGAGGAACUGGCCGACAACGAGGGUGACGGCAAAGCUGGGGACCAAAUGGCCCUGCGGUCCACUCUAACCGUACUGGGAGAAAGGAUGGCUACUAUUCGCAUGAAGGCGUCUGGCAAACGGCAGCUACUGGAGGAGAAACUGAGUGAACAGCUCGAGGAGCAGAGACAGGAGCAGGCGCUGCAGCGGUAUCACAGCGAGGCAGAGGAGCUGGACCACUGGCUGCUCAGUACGCGUGCCACCCUCAGCUCUGCCCUUCAGCCCCAAAAUGAAGACAUGGACAUGGAGGAGCAGCUCAUCGACUGUCAGAACAUGCUCUUUGAGAUCGAGCAGAAGGUUUCCUACCUCUCGGAGCUGUCCGUCCACAGCGAAAGUUUGCUCCUAGAGGGUCGCGCCGAAACCAAGGAAGAGGCGGAGCAGCUGACCUUCAAACUGCGCUCCCUCAAAGACAGCCUGCUGGAGCUGCAGCAGAUGCUGCAGGACAAACAGGAUGAUAUACAGGGAUCAUUGCAGGAGCAGGAGGACAGUGAGCCCGACUCAUCUCUGUCGCAGAGUCCAAAUGUCCAAGACUGGCUGUCUCAGGCCCGCUCAACACGCUCUCAGCAGCACCACGACAACCAGCUGAGACAGAGGGAGCUGCAGGAGCAAGUGGCGAAGCAGAGGAAGCUGCUGCAGUCUGUGGCCAGCGUCGGGGAAGAGUUAUUGAAUCAACACGGGGCGACCAACGGGGACAGUGAGGAGUCUGUCCCCGGUGGAGUGCUGCUGGAGACUGAGACUGUGUCUCCGCUGGACCAGCUGAGGCAAAGAUGGGAAAACCUAAAUAAAGAUCAGAGCACAAAGCUGCAGCUCUCCCUCAGCUGCCUGGAGCAAGACCAGCUCAGUCCGGUCCUUCACCUGUCCCGUCUUUCCAGCCCAAAUGUGGUUGUGAGGAACCAGGCUCCCAACCAGCUCCCCGGGUCUCCCAGAGCGUUGUUCGAGGCCUGCUGCCAAACUCUAGAAGUAAUCAAAGAAGAGGCAGCCGGCAGCGACAGUAAGCUGGCAGCCUCGUUUGGAUCAGAGAGAGUCCAGCAGGAUCUGUAUGCCGCAGUAUCAGCUGCCUCCGCCUGGUUGGAUUCAGCAGAGAAUCACCUGCUUUCUGGUCCCGUGUUGCUGUCAGAGGAUACAGAGUCUCAACUCACAAACUUGGAGGCUCUGAGUAAGCAGCUAAAGCAGAUAACGAGGCAGGUGAACCAGUGCAGAGAUCUGCUGGGAGGGGGAACAGGCCGGCUGUGUGCAGGAGAAGAGCGCGCCCUGAUGGAAGACACCUUGGAGGGCCUGCAGGAGAGAAUGGGCCUCCUGGACUCGGCUCUGGAACAGAACUGCGAGAGCAUGAGAGACGCGCUGCAGGAACAUGCAUCUUUCCAGAACGAACUGAAAAUGUUGUUCACGGCCCUGACUGAAAGUAAACACCAGUUGCUGCAAAAGAUGGCCGGAACGACAGAAAGACCUGCAUCCAAACAGUUGGAGACACUGUCUGAGGUGGAGGACGGCCUCAGAGAGCUCGAGCAGAAAGUGACGGAGCUGAGGAGCCGAGCAGAGGGACUCCGAUCAGACCAGGCCUCCAAGCAGGAGCUGCUAAAACUACAAGAUGCCUAUGAGGAGCUGGUGUUGAUGGUGGGCUCCAGGCGGAGCAGCCUGAACCACAGCUUGUCUCUGAAGGCUCAGUAUGAAGCUGCGCUGCGCGACCUCACCGACCUGAUCGACACCGCUCAGGACAAGAUGGCCGCGGACCAAAAAAUGACCGUCGCCUCCGUCAUCGAGGUCGGCACGUUGCUCGACAAGCACAAAGAGUUUUUUCAGGUACUUGAAUGCCAUAUGAUCCUCACCCAGACAUUUUAUGGAAAAGUGUCCAGUCUGGUUGUGCCGAGGGAAAGCCAAGCCCUGGAGGAGACCAUGACUUUAGCUCACAAUGUCCUAAAACAAGCCCACAGGAGGGGAGUGGAGCUGGAGGGCAUUGUGGAGUCCUGGAGCAGUCUCAUGGACGAUUAUCAGGCUUUAUGCAGACAGCUGGAGGCUGUGGAGUGUAGCAUCCCAACCGUGGGUCUUGUUGAGGAGACAGAGGAGAGACUUCUUGAGAGAAUCAGUCUCUUCCAGCGUCUAAAGGCCAGCCUCACAGAACACCAGCCCCAGCUGUACCAGCUUCUGGAGGAGGGGAAGAGGCUCCUCCUGUCCGUCAGCUGCUCAGACCUGGAGAACCAGCUCACACAGCUGGGGGAACACUGGCUCUCCUCCACCACUAAAGUCAACAAGGAACUGCAUCGUCUCGACUCGACGCUCAAACACUGGAGCAGGUACCAGAGUGAAUCAGCAGAGUUGAGGCACUGGCUGCAGUCCGCCCUCGACAGGCUGGAGUUCUGGACAACCCAGUCAGUGACGGUGCCUCAGGAGCUGGAGACCGUCAGAGACCACCUCAGUGCCUUCCUGGAGUUCUCAAAAGAGGUGGACGCCAAGUCGUCGUUGCGUUCGUCGGUGCUGAGCACAGGCAACCAGCUUCUGCGACUGAAAAGAGUCGACACGGCCGGCCUGAGGACGGCGAUGGGCCAGGUGGACACUCAGUGGGCCGAGCUGCUCACCCGUAUCCCCGUGGUGCAAGAGAAACUGCAUCAGUUGCAAAUGGAAAAGCUUGCAUCAAGGCAUGCUAUCACAGAGCUGAUGAGCUGGAUCACCCUUAUGGAGACCAUCAUAGAUGAAGAUCAGGACAAGAUAUUGGGGGCUGUAGGCUCAGAUAUGGUCCAGGACUUCUUGCAGAAGUACAAGGGUUUCCGCAUAGAUCUGACCUGCAAGCAGUUGACUGUUGACUUUGUGAACCAGUCGGUGCUGCAGAUCAGCAGUCAGGACGUGGAGGGAAAGCGCAGCGACAAGACCGACUUCGCUGAGAAGCUGGGCGCCAUGAACAGAAGGUGGCAGAUACUGCAGGGGCUCAUCGCUGAAAAGAUUCAGAUACUGGAAGGACUUUUGGAAAGUUGGUUAGAGCAUGAGAACGGCGUUCAGGCUUUGAAGACCUGGCUCACGCUUCAGGAGGAGAAAUUAAAGAAGAAACACAGGAUAGAGGAUGUGGCAUCGGUGCAGAAUGCACUCAAAGACUGUCAGGAGUGGGAGCAUUUAGUGAAAGAGAAAGAGAAGGAUCUAGAGAAAGCAGAAGAAAGAGGAAACGCUCUGGUCAAAGAUAAGAAAGGAGAGGCUUGUUCUGCCGUGAAGGAAACCCUAAAAGUGCUGAACCAGUCCUGGGCUCAUUUGGACCACAUGAUAAGUCAGAUAAAGGUGAAUUUGCGGUCGGUCCUGGAGAAGUGGGUCCUGUACCGGCGCGCUUCGGAGGAGAUCAAUGGUUACCUGAUGGAGGGGAGAUAUUCUGUGUCCAGACUGCACGUCCUUAACGGGUCUUUAGAAGCGGUGCAGCAGCAGCUGGAAAGUCUGGAGAACCUGCAGGAGGAGAUGGACAAGCAGGAGAACAGUUUGAGAAGGUUCGGCUCCAUAACACACCAGCUGCUCGCCGAGAGUCACCCGUCUGUGGCUGAAACGCUCAACAGAGCGCUGCAGGAUGUCAACGCCAGGUGGAAUCGUCUACUCGAGCAGAUCUCAGAGCAGCUGAGGAGCAGCAAGUCCUUGCUGGGUUUGUGGCAACGCUACCGGUCGUUAUACAGCCGGUGCGUGGCGGCCGUUCAGAAGCAGGAGGAGCGCGCGGAUCGUCUGCUGAGGAGCGGCACGGACAGGGAGAUCACAGAGGAGGAGAGCAGCGCCUGGAUGAAGGACUGCAACGACUGCCUCAACGACCAAGACCCAGUACAGCGGUCCCUCCAACAGCUGCAGGCAUUAGAGGAGCAGCUGAAGAGCCAAGUGGACGCCUCCUCUUCGGCGUCCCUCAAAUCUGACCAUCUGCAGCUCUCGCAUCGCCUGGUGGCGCUGGAGCACGCCCUGCACAGGCAGCAAGAAGUACUGCAGUUUGAAUCCCAAGCCUGUGAGGGUUUCAGAGAGCAGCUGGAUGCGUUGAUAUGCAAGGCGAAAGAGGCGGAGGAGGUGCUGAAGGAGCCUGACCCGGUGGGUUCACCAGAGCUCACUGUGGUCCAGACAUGCAUGGACAAACUCAAGGCGCACCUCCUGAAGCUGAGCAGUCUGUCUCCAGACCUGGAGCGCGUCAACGAGCUGGUGUACAGACUGCCAGUCAGUGACGGAGAUGUUAAACGCCUCCAGAACCUCAACAGAGCCUGGGCUGCUCACUCAGCUCACCUCACAGAGAGGGUCAGUAAACUGCAGUCAGUGUUGCUGCAGCAGCAGAGCUUCCUCCAGAAAUGCGAAGCCUGGAUGGACUUCCUCUCUCAGACCGAACAGAAACUGGCUGCAGAGAUUUCAGGCAACUACCAGAGUCUGCUGGAGCAACAGAGAGACCACGAGUUGUUCCAGGCGGAGAUGUUCAGCAGACAGCAGAUUCUUUACUCCAUCAUCAGCGACGGCCACCGGCUGCUGGACCUGGGUCACGUCAACGACAGCGACGACUUCAGCGUGAAGCUGGCUCUGCUGAGCAAUCAGUGGCAGUGCGUGGUGAGGCGGGCUCAGCAGCGGCGGGGCAUCAUCGACAGCCUGGUGCGACAGUGGCAGAACUACCAGGAGACGUCGGAGAAGUUGCGGCGAUGGCUGCAGGAGGCGACGCACGAUCCCGACGUGCAUCAGCAAGGAGAACCGGUGGCCCUGCAGGAGGCCCGAAGCCUGCUGGGUCAGAUCCAGAGUCCCUUAGUUCACCUGUGCCUCCUCUGUCCUCUGUCUCUGUCCUGUCUCCUCCAGCUCAGGGAGCGAUUGCUUCAGAGGCAGCAAGGGGUCUACAUCCUGACGGUGGAGGCCGGCAGGAGCCUGCUGCUGUCGGCUGACGGCAGGGCGGAGUCCACUCUGCAGACGGAGCUCAUGGAAAUCCAGGACAGGUGGCGGCACGCCCACCACCGCCUGGAUCAGCAGAAGAAGGAGCUGCACGGCUUGCUUAAGAACUGGGAGCGAUGCGAGAAGGGCAUCGACGUGUCGCUGGAGAAGCUGCGGGCCUUUAAGAGAAAGCUGUCGGUGCCGCUGCCGGAGCAUCAUGAGGAACUACACUCUGAGCAAAUCCGCUGCAAGGAGCUGGAGAGCAGUGUGGAAGGAUGGACCGAUGACCUUACUUCCUUGUUCCUGCUGAGGGAUUCCUUGGAGGGUUUGGUCAGCGCAGAUGAUGUCACGGUCUUGCAGGAACGCCUGCAGCUGCUGCAGCGCCAGUGGGAGGAGGUUUGCCACCAGCUUUCCCUGCGCCGGCAGCAGGUGAGCGAGAAGCUGAAUGAGUGGGCCGUUUUCAAUGAGAAGAACAAGGAGCUGUGUGAGUGGCUCACACAGAUGGAGAGCAAAGUCUCUCAGAAUGGAGACAUCACUAUUGAAGAGAUGAUUGAAAAACUACGCAAGGACUACCAAGAGGAGAUCAGCGUCGCUCAGGAGAACAAGCAGCAGCUACAAACAAUGGGCGAGCGCCUGGCCAGAGCCAGCCAGGACAGCAAGGCGGCCGAGAUCCAGCACAAGCUCAGCAAAGUCAGCGAGCGCUGGCAGCACCUGCUGGACCUCAUUGCAGCCAGGGUGAAAAAGCUGCGGGAGACCCUGGUGGCGGUGCAGCAGUUGGACAAAAACAUGAGCAGCCUUCGUUCCUGGCUCUCCCACAUCGAGACCGAGCUCUCCAGGCCCAUCGUCUACGAAACCUGUGACAAGCAGGAGAUUCAGAGGAAGCUCAGCCAACAACAGGACCUGCAGCGGGACAUAGAGAAACACAGCACAGGCGUGGCGUCGGUGCUGAACCUGUGUGAGGUCCUGCUGCACGACUGCGACGCCUGCUCCACGGAGACGGAGUGCGACUCCAUCCAGCAGGCGACCAGAGGCCUCGACAGACGCUGGAGGAACAUCUGCGCCAUGUCCAUGGAGAGGAGACUCAAGAUCGAGGAGACAUGGAGGUUGUGGCAGAAGUUUCUGGAUGAUUUCUCCAGGUUUGAGGAUUGGCUAAAAACAUCAGAGAAGACAGCGGCCCUGCCCAACUCAUCCGGCGUUCUCUACACCGUCGCUAAGGAGGAGCUGAAGAAGUUCGAGGCUUUCCAGCGCCAGGUGCAGGAAUGUCUGACCCAGCUGGAGCUCAUCAACAAGCAGUACCGUCGCCUGGCCCGGGAGAACCGUACAGACUCCUCCCACCGUCUCAGAGAAAUGGUGCACGACGGGAACAGGCGAUGGGAUAACCUACAGAAAAGGGUGGCGGCCAUCCUUCGCAGGCUUAAGCACUUCAUCAGCCAGCGGGAGGAGUUCGAGACGGCGCGGGACAGCGUCCUGGUCUGGCUCACCGAGAUGGACCUCCAGCUGACCAACAUCGAGCACUUCUCUGAGUGCGACGUGCAGGCCAAAAUAAAACAGCUCAGAGCAUUCCAGCAGGAGAUCUAUCUGAACACGGCGAAGAUCGAGCUGGUGUUCCGGCAGGGCGAAGCUCUGAUCGAGAAGAGCGAACCUCUGGAUGCGGCCGUCAUCGAGGAGGAGCUGGAGGAGCUGCAGAGAUACUGUCAGGAGGUGUUCGGGCGAGUGGACAGAUACUACAAGAAGCUUACACGACUGCCUCUGGCGGACGACGAGCUCGACGGCUCAGACAGAGAGCUGGACGUGGAGGAAGGCGGAGACCUCUCCGAGCUGCAGUGGAGCGAGUCCCCCGUCCCGCGGCCAUCCAGCCGUCCGGCCUCGGGCACGGCGGCGCUGAUCCGGGCCGACCGCUCCGGCCGAGACACCCCGGCCAGCGUGGACUCGAUCCCACUGGAGUGGGACCACGACUACGACCUCAGCAGAGGCCUGGACAGUCCCGGAGGGCGGGGUAACGCGGAGAGCAGCCGAGGCCGCCAGGAGGAGGACGAAUAUCUGAGGACAAGCACCACCGUGCUGUCAGAUGUAGUUAUCCCAGACAGCCCAGAGGCCUAUAUAAAACUGACAGAGAACACUCUGAAAACAUCCUCUGGUGAGCCGGGCCAGCUGGAGGCCAGUCUGAGGCAGCUGGACCAGGCUCUGGACGCAGGACGCUACCACCUGCAGCAGAGAGAGGCCUCUGCGAACCGCUGCAGCCCAGACGUGGACUCCACCUACAUGGGCUACAUGCGCCUGAUGGGCGAGUGUCGCGGCAGCAUCGACGCAGUGAAAAGAGCCGAAGGAGAGCUGACCGAAGACGAGGACGACCUGCCGGGACUCACCAACCCGACCAGCACGGAGACGCAGAGCGCCGGCGUGAUCGAACGCUGGGAGCUGAUCCAGGCGCAGUCGCUGAGCGAGAAGCACAGACAGAAGCAGAACCUGCAGCAGUGGCAGCAGCUGAUCUCGGAGCUGCAGACCGUGAGGGCGUGGCUGGGUCAGUCGGAGGCCGAGCUCAGCCGGCUGCGGGGGCUGGACGUCAGCACCAACAUUCACACCAUCCAGCAGAGGAUCAAGAAGCUCAAGGAGCUGCAGAAAGGGCUGGAUGCUCACAAGUCAGAGGUCCUCUCCAUAAACCUGAGCAGCGCAGACUUCCUCCAGUCGGGGCCCGACUCCGACGAGGCCUGGGAGCUGAGGGAUCGGCUGAAGGAGAUGAACUCGCGCUGGGAUCGGCUCAGUACCUCGCUGGAAGACUGGAGGGAGGAACUGCAGAGGGCGCUGAUGCAGUGCCAGGAGUUCCACGAGAUGAGCCACGGUCUGCUGCUGUGGUUGGAGAACAUCGACCGCAGGAGGAACGAGGUGGUGCCUAUCUCUCAGAGCGCCGAUUAUGAAACAUUACGACAUCAUCACAAAACACUGAUGCACAUCCAGUGCGAGCUGCUGGACUCGCAGCAGAAAGCUUCCUCUCUCCAGGAGCUCUCCAUCCAGCUGCUGGUCAACACCAGGCCUCCGGCGCUGCAGGCGUCCGAGCAGAACCAGUCCCAGGGCAGCGAGUGUCUGGAGGCCCAGGAAAAGGUCCACGUUAUCUGGAACCGGCUGAGACUCCUUCAGCGGGAGGUCGGCUCCGACCUGGAGCUGCUGGAGAAGAGACUGGAGGCCAUGGAGCCCCACCAGGAUUACCUAUCAGGACCUACCAGAAAGUCCCAAACACGUGGAUCGCCGAGUCCCAGGACAGAAAAGGCCAUUCAGAGGCGAAAGCAAUUGCCUCGAAGCAAAAGUAGUCAGGCCCACCCAGGACACGCUGAGAGCGGCCCGCGCCACAGCCGGAGCAGAUCACCAGGCGCCGCUGGCUGCGUUUCCUCCCGUUCUGACCUCCCAGACGGCGUCUCCUCACAGUCCUCCUCCACCUCCUCCUCCUCUUCCUCAAACUACCAGUCCUUCCUGCUGCGGGUCUUGAGGGCCGCGCUCCCCGUCCAGCUGCUCCUGCUGCUCCUCAUCGGCCUGGCCUGCCUCGUGCCCAUGACGCAGGAGGACUACAGCUGCCACCACGCCAACAACUUUGCCCGCUCCUUCCAUCCGAUGCUGCGCUACACCAACGGACCUCCGCCCAUAUGAGGAGCGGCGCACUUCUUCAUCUACCUACUUCUUUGCCAAGGACUCCUCUGAAUGUUUCCUCUUCACUUUGUGCCCUCAAGCAGUAAACUUUUCGACCUGCGUUACGAAGUAUUUCUCUCAUUAACGUUGCACACACACACACACACACCCCUCUACCCUUUAAAGAAGCGGACCUUCAUAUGGACAGUGCUCUUCCUCAGUCCAAAUAUUUCUGUUUUAACUUAAAUGUGUAUAUAUUUUUUUUAAAGAAACGUGUGAAAUCAUUUAAACGAACAAAGCACUAUUUAUAUAAUGUAUGUUGGGAGCCAAAGUCAGCCAUGCUUUUUUUGUCCAUGAUACCCAGUGCUGCUAGUAUUUAUUUAGUGUUCAGUCGGCUGGUAGCUGAUUAAGCUAAAGCUUGACCUCCAGUGUGGGAUAUUUGUACCUUUUAAACUGUAGAGUAGCCUUGCAGUUUGAGUAGCAAUCAUUCAGCGUCUUGGUGUGAAAAGGUUCAUCACAGAAAGACACAUAUUGAGGAUCUCCUCCGACGUAAAAGAAAGAAAACUGACUGAAACAGCACAGAAGCCCCCUCUGAAGAUUGGGGGUGUAGCGUAGUUUGUUUAAAAAUAACCUGCCUGACUCUUAAAAUGAAGAUUUCACAUUUUGAAGCAAAAAAAACAACUUUUUUUUAAAGCACUGUUAAAAAAAAAAAAAAAAAAAAAAGGUACAGCACUGAAGCUCUCCUGUACAGGUAAAGCUUGCCUCUUUUUUUUUCUUAAAUCAGUUGGGAAAGCUUAUGAAAAAAAAAUAAUUACAAAUUAGCUUUCUUAAUUGAAUUGAAAAAAGAAAGAAAUCACUUGCUUUGUAAAUUACGGUUUAAAAUGCCUUUGAACAGAGGCGGGGGAUUUUUUUUUAUCCUUUGUUUGAGCAUGCACUUGAAGGUUUCCUGCGUUUUAACAAAGCCAAACAAUCACUGCUAGUGUUUUAGUAGAUGGCUGUGAACAUGAUAAAGUGUGCUUUGUAAUAACCGUCUAAUUACUCCAGAAACACUGCAUUGUGAAAACCAAUUCUGUAAAAAAAAAAAGAAAAAUGAUGAAAAUUGUUAUUUAUGUAUGUACAGUUUGGAAGAUUACUCUCUUUUGCAAAUAAUAAAACAUGAAAUAUUUA
This is a messenger RNA of Fundulus heteroclitus (mummichog), 28252 nucleotides long. It is a transcript of the gene syne1a, whose product is annotated as spectrin repeat containing, nuclear envelope 1a. The coding region runs from base 440 to 27106 and encodes 8888 amino acids. The record is from RefSeq and is a predicted model, not a curated record. The transcript has 148 exons. Gene Ontology annotation, molecular function: protein binding. Gene Ontology annotation, cellular component: membrane. Lineage: Eukaryota; Metazoa; Chordata; Actinopteri; Cyprinodontiformes; Fundulidae.